CGCAGUCGCCAAAGCGUGUGGGACAAAUCCAGAGUCGAAAGUAGCUUUAGCUGUUGAAUGACUUUGUACCCGUACGCCUUCACGAAAUUUGAGUGCUGGGCACGUCGUGAUUAAUAACGGAGCUAAUGGAGGCCCUCAUACCUGUAAUAAACAAACUACAAGAUGUAUUUAACACAGUCGGCGCGGAUAUCAUUCAACUUCCACAGAUAGCUGUCGUAGGAACUCAGAGCAGCGGGAAGAGUUCUGUUUUAGAGAGCCUGGUCGGCAGGGACAUCCUUCCACGUGGUACUGGCAUCGUCACACGCCGGCCCCUCAUCCUGCAGCUGGUGCACAUAGACUCAGAUGACCGCAGGAAAACCACGGAAGAGAAUGGACCCAAGAAAAAUGGGCGUCUUUACAAAGGCAUCGAUGGAGAAGAAUGGGGCAAAUUCCUUCACACCAAAAACAAGAUCUACACAGACUUUGAGGAGAUCAGACACGAGAUUGAAGCGGAGACGGAGAGAAUUACUGGGAACAACAAGGGUAUUUGUGAUGAGCCCAUUCACCUGAAAAUCUUUUCCCCUCAUGUUGUGAACCUCACGUUAGUGGAUCUUCCUGGCAUUACAAAGGUGCCUGUGGGAGACCAGCCCAAAGACAUAGAGAUCCAGAUCAGAGAGCUGAUUCUAAAAUUUAUCUCCAACCCUAACUCCAUAAUCCUGGCUGUGACUGCUGCCAACACAGACAUGGCAACCUCAGAGGCUCUGAAAGUGGCUCGUGAAGUUGACCCUGAUGGCAGGAGGACACUGGCAGUGGUGACCAAGCUGGAUUUGAUGGACGCUGGUACAGACGCCAUGGAUGUGUUGAUGGGCCGAGUCAUUCCUGUCAAGCUGGGUAUUGUUGGAGUAGUUAACAGGAGUCAGUUGGACAUUAAUCAAAAGAAAUCAGUGGCUGAUUCUAUUCAUGACGAAUACGCAUUUCUACAAAAGAAGUACCCCUCUCUCGCAAACAGAAAUGGAACUAAAUAUCUGGCUCGAACAUUAAACAGAUUAUUGAUGCAUCACAUCAGAGACUGUCUGCCUGAGUUGAAGACCAGGAUCAACGUUCUGGCUGCGCAGUAUCAGUCUUUACUGAACAGUUAUGGGGACCCUGUUGAAGACAAGAGUGCCACGCUGCUGCAGCUUAUCACCAAGUUUGCAGCGGAGUACUGCAAUACUAUAGAGGGCACAGCUAAGUACAUCGAAACGGCUGAACUAUGCGGCGGAGCAAGAAUUUGUUAUAUAUUUCACGAGACCUUCGGUCGUACAUUGGAGUCCGUCGAUCCUCUGGGUGGUCUGACGACUAUUGAUGUGCUGACAGCAAUCAGAAAUGCCACGGGCCCGAGACCUGCCUUGUUUGUGCCAGAGGUUUCCUUUGAGUUGCUGGUGAAGCGGCAGAUCAAACGUCUGGAGGAGCCCAGCCUGCGCUGCGUCGAACUGGUUCAUGAGGAAAUGCAGAGGAUCAUCCAACACUGCAGCAACUAUAGCACUCAGGAGCUGUUGCGGUUUCCAAAGCUCCAUGAUGCCAUAGUCGAAGUGGUUACCUCUCUGCUCAGAAGGAGACUCCCAGUCACUAACGACAUGGUUCAUAACCUGGUUGCCAUAGAGCUGGCUUAUAUCAACACUAAACACCCUGACUUUGCUGAUGCCAUUGGCCUCAUGAAUAAUAAUCUAGAAGACCAGAGACGCAACAGACUGAGAGACUUGCCUCCUUCGGUUCCCAGAGACAAGUCCUUUAAACCCCCCAGUGGUCAGUCUCUGCCCCCUGUUGAGCCUCCUGCCCAGGAGGGUGAGGACACUAAGGCCUCAGCCAGUGGCUCUCAGAGUGCUCCCGCUGGUGAACAGGUAGAUGGUGGAAUGGGCAACUGGAGGGGCAUGAUCAGAAAGGGGGAGGAGAGUUCAUCAAGUGACAGAGUCGUCCCGCAGCCCCCACCUCCUGCAAGCUCCCAGAGAGGCCAUGCUGUGAACCUGCUGGAUGUGCCUGUUCCAGUCUCCAGGAAGUUAUCGGCUCGGGAGCAGAGAGACUGCGAGGUCAUUGAGAGACUCAUCAAAUCAUAUUUUCUUAUUGUUCGGAAAAACAUCCAAGACAGUGUACCAAAAGCAGUGAUGCACUUCCUGGUGAAUCACGUGAAGGACCUCCUGCAGAGUGAGUUGGUGGGUCAGUUAUACAAGACAGCCCUGCUGAAUGACCUGCUGACCGAGUCCGAGGACAUGGCUCAGAGACGCAACGAGGCUGCUGACAUGCUGAAG
Messenger RNA from Austrofundulus limnaeus, 2264 nucleotides. RefSeq names its product dynamin 1-like (gene dnm1l). Gene Ontology annotation, cellular component: membrane; cytoplasm; microtubule. The record is from RefSeq and is a predicted model, not a curated record. Gene Ontology annotation, biological process: peroxisome fission; mitochondrial fission; intracellular distribution of mitochondria. Gene Ontology annotation, molecular function: GTPase activity; microtubule binding; GTP binding. Lineage: Eukaryota; Metazoa; Chordata; Actinopteri; Cyprinodontiformes; Rivulidae.